Sabethes cyaneus is the source of this 1707-nucleotide messenger RNA. RefSeq names its product potassium/sodium hyperpolarization-activated cyclic nucleotide-gated channel 2-like. The record is from RefSeq and is a predicted model, not a curated record. Bases 1 to 1707 code for a protein of 568 amino acids. The transcript is spliced from 8 exons. NCBI's taxonomy places the organism in Eukaryota, Metazoa, Arthropoda, Insecta, Diptera, Culicidae.
AUGGUGUCAGCUAGCACUUCGAAAGAUUCCGAAUAUUACCUGGAUCAGGAGGCGACAAACUUGCUUUCCUACACUCACGAAUGCAGCCUAAGAGAUGAACCUCACUACCUACAAAACCGGAUCAAGUCUCCGAAGAGUCUAUCGUUUCGGGUGCGACAGUGCUUUCUGAUCGAUUCCAACCACCCGCAGACGAAACGGUUCUUCCAAUCCAGCUACAUGUACCGCUCGGAAUUGGUUCGUCAUAUCAAGAGCGACUACUGGUUCAUCAUACACCCGUUCAGCAGGUUUCGAUUCUAUUGGGAAAUUUGGUUGAUGUUCUACAUGUAUACCAUAACCAUCCUCAUACCGUUGCAAGUUUCCUUUGCGACGGUGUUGCGCCAUUCGGAUCACCUUUACUACGUAUCUUUUGUCCUUAAUGUGAUUGCAACGACCGAACUGGUUGUGAACUGUAUUACCGGGUUUUCAAGGGAUAAAUAUUACAGAAACAUUCAAUUUAGUCCUUGGGAGAUUUUCAAAAACUAUCUGAAGGGUAAAUUUGUAAUAGAUUUUCUGUUUGCCUUUCCGGUGAGUUUGCUGGUGAAGGUUUCGGGUAUAGAAUCAAGAUCGCUUGGCAUAUUUUUGGAUGUAUACAGUGUGGUAAUGUUUCUCAAACUACUCACUGUGUCGGUAAUCUGGAACUACCUAAUCAACAUUUUCGAGAAAUUCAACCUCAGCAUGAUUUUCUACAACAUUUUGCGGCUUUCGAUGAUAUCUGUACUGUUUUUGCAUUGGUGUGCUUGUUUUUACAAGUUGGCGGUAACUUUCAUGGAUGAUCCAGAGCGCGGUUUAGAUCCAAAAUGGGAUGAACAGCAGGAUUUUCUUUUGAAUAUACACAACGGAAUAGCGGCUCGCUAUGGUUUUUGCUGUAGAGCUGCCUCGUAUUACUUGUUUGUAAGAAGUUUCCCAAAAUUGGAAGAACCGAGUACAAUUUUUGCAAAAGUUUUGGUUUCAAUCUGUAUCAUUGUUGGAAUUUGCUUCAAUUUCUAUUUAUUCUUACAAAUAUAUAAACUGAUUACCAUUAUGAGCUCGACCAAGAGAAAAUACGCUGAAGCCGUUAGUGAGUUGCAAGCAUACAUGAAAAUAAAGCAGUUUCCAAUGGAAGUGAAAAAUCGGUUGUUAUUUUACUAUGAGAAAAAAUUUGAAAAGUACUACUUUGCUGAAGACAAGAUACUGGAGAUGUUGUCAGAAACAUUAAAAAAUAGAAUUUCUGAAAACAGCGCUCGACGAUUCUACGAGCAAGUUCCAGUGUUCAAAGGCAUCCCGAGCAAUAUUUUAUUGGCAUUGGUUCAAGGAAUGGAAAAGGAAAUUUAUCUACCCAACGAUAUACUCUUAAAAGCUGGAACAAAAGGUUCGAAAAUGUAUUUUAUUUACACUGGCUCCGUUGCUAUAUACACACAAUCUGGGAAAGAGAUUGCACAUAUGUAUGACGGCAACCAUUGCGGUGAAGUUUCACUUUUCUUGAGAACAAAGCGCCUGGUCAACGUGAUUGCUAUCGAGUUUACCCAGGUCUUCGUGCUGCGGCGAAAGGUGUUUCUCGAUCUGAUUCCACCGGAAAGUUUGCUCUACCGGCGUCUGGAGGAUAUCGCCAAGGAACGGAUGCAGCUCGUUUUACACGAGGAGGAACAGUACAAAAGUCACCUGCUAAUGGUGAACGCCGGUAACGACUGA